CUCAUUCUCAUACUCAUUCAUAUUCAUUCCUUUCUCAUUCUUAGCCUAACCCUUACGUUACCUUAGUUUUCUCAACAUGGUUGAUCAUCGGAUUCUUUUCCUCAUGUUUGUGUUCUUCCUCUUCUUCUCCGUUGUCUCCUCCGACGGCGGCGUCGACCCGCUGAUCCGUCAAGUGGUCGACGGCGAGGGUUUGGGGGCGGAACACCACUUUUUGGAGUUUAAGCGUCGGUUCAGGAAGGUGUACGUUUCUGAAGAAGAGCGCGGUUACAGGUUCAAUGUGUUCAAGUCUAACAUGCACCGAGCACGCCGCCACCAGCUGUUGGACCCGUCUGCGGUUCACGGCGUGACGCGGUUCUCUGAUCUGACGCCGAUGGAGUUCCGCCACAGUGUUUUGGGCCUCAGAGGAGUAAGUUUGCCUUCUGAUGCAGACAGCGCUCCCAUUCUUCCGACUGAUAAUCUUCCGAAGGAUUUUGAUUGGAGAGAGCACGGUGCGGUUACCCCUGUCAAGAAUCAGGGUUCAUGUGGAUCUUGCUGGAGUUUUAGUGCAACUGGGGCACUUGAAGGUGCUCACUUUCUCUCUACUGGGGAACUUGUCAGUCUUAGCGAGCAACAGCUUGUAGAUUGUGAUCACCAGUGUGAUCCAGAAGAAGCAGGUUCUUGUGACUCUGGCUGCAAAGGUGGAUUGAUGAAUAGUGCUUUUGAGUACAUCCUUAACAAUGGUGGAGUCAUGCGAGAGGAAGACUAUCCUUACUCUGGUACUGCAGGUGGGACUUGCAAGUUUGAUCAAACAAAGAUUGCAGCAUCGGUGGCAAACUUCAGUGUUGUCUCACGUGAUGAAGAUCAGAUUGCUGCGAAUCUUGUCAAAAACGGCCCUCUUGCCGUGGCUAUCAAUGCAGUAUAUAUGCAGACAUAUGUGGGUGGAGUGUCAUGCCCAUACGUAUGUUCAAAGAAGCUGAAUCAUGGGGUCUUGUUGGUGGGAUACGGUUCUGAAAGCUAUGCACCAAUUCGGAUGAAGCAGAAGCCAUAUUGGAUAAUCAAAAAUUCCUGGGGAGAGAAUUGGGGAGAAAAUGGAUACUACAAGAUUUGCAGAGGAAGGAAUAUCUGUGGAGUGGACUCUAUGGUUUCAACUGUGGCUGCUCUUCAUACCACUGGAAACUAAUCACUAGGAUUUUAACAUGUACUUUGGUAUUUUCAAUGUUAAUUUGUUUGAUUAUUCAAAAAAAAAAUGUUAAUUUGUUUGAUUGUUUGUUUCUUGACAAGGUGAAUGUACCAGUUUAGUUUGUUUUGGUAACUAAGCCCACUGGAUUUGGGUUUGGAAGCCUCAAAUGAAUGUCAGGCCCAAGAAAACCACACUAUGUAAUGUCUUCGUAUUAAUCUUGUAAUGAUGUGCAUUGACCAAAAACAUAAAUCUUGUAAUGAUGUGCCAAAGUGCCUUCUAUGGGGGUGAAUUGGCCUUAUCCACACCAC
Molecule: messenger RNA, 1467 nt
Organism: Lotus japonicus
Lineage: Eukaryota; Viridiplantae; Streptophyta; Magnoliopsida; Fabales; Fabaceae
Product: cysteine protease RD19A-like
Exons: 3
Coding region: 77-1159 (360 amino acids)
Cellular component (GO): lysosome
Molecular function (GO): cysteine-type endopeptidase activity
Source: RefSeq, a predicted model, not a curated record